AUGGAUAUUCGUAUCUCAGAGUCUACUGCUGCUUGCUCAAGCUUUUAUUCUACACAACCCCAAACCACAGCCAUGGAAGCAUCAAACCCCUCCAAGAAGCCUACAGGCAGCCCACAGAGCUCGACCUCAACUGUAGUAAGCCAAGGAAGCAGCCAAACCCCAACCAGUGAUCAACAGAGCCAGGGAAGUGGACAAGACAGUGGAUACCAAGGGCAGACUGGCAGCAGCCAACAACAAGAUCAAAGCAGUGGCCAGCAGGGCAGUGUAAAUCAACAAGGACAGAAUCAGAGAGGUGGUCAGCAGGGUGGUGGAAGCCAACAAGGACAGGAUCAGAGAGAUGGUCAGCAGGUUGGUGGAAGCCAACAAGCACAGGAUCAGAGCAGUGGCCAGCAGACUGGGGGAAGUGGGCAACAAAGUUGUGGAACCCAGCAAGGAGGACAGAGUCAAGGAGAUGGACAGGAUUCUUCUUAUAACCCUAAACAAGGAAACGAUAAGCAAUAGACCUGUGGUUUACACUCCAAUAUCUAUAUAUACCUGAUGAUAAUUACUGUCCCUUCAUCCUUACCAAAUUAUUCUAUAGCCAAAGCAUAUAAAUAAAAUUAUGUUGUGAUUACAGCAA
Molecule: messenger RNA, 619 nt
Organism: Bufo gargarizans (Asiatic toad)
Lineage: Eukaryota; Metazoa; Chordata; Amphibia; Anura; Bufonidae
Product: protein argonaute-2-like
Exons: 5
Coding region: 1-501 (166 amino acids)
Source: RefSeq, a predicted model, not a curated record